Molecule: messenger RNA, 1759 nt
Organism: Lathyrus oleraceus (garden pea)
Lineage: Eukaryota; Viridiplantae; Streptophyta; Magnoliopsida; Fabales; Fabaceae
Product: protein FAR-RED ELONGATED HYPOCOTYL 3
Exons: 3
Coding region: 289-834 (181 amino acids)
Source: RefSeq, a predicted model, not a curated record
GCUGAUUUUACAAAGAGACAUGUAUCACCUAGACACAUAUUGCUUUCCUUGCAAGACCGAGAUCCAGAGAAUGUCAGUCGGAUUACGAAAAUAUACAAGCAUAAGAGUGUGAUACAAAAAGAGAUAAGAGGUCCUAGAAGUGAGAUACGACAAUUGUUUAAGCUUAUUGAGGAUGCAUACUAUGUGUAUUGGAGUAGAAAAAAGGAUGACUCGGAAGUUGUGAGAGAUAUAUUUUUGGCCCAUCCUAAUUCAGUUAAGUUGUUGAAUAUUUUUCCUAUUGUGUUAGUUAUGGAUAACACCUACAAGACAAACAAAUAUAGACAACCUUUAUUUGAAAUUGUUGGCAUAACAUCAACCGAGUUGACUUUUGCUGUUGCAUUUGCGUAUAUGGAGUCUGAGCAGAUAGAGAAUUUUUGCUGGGUAUUGGAGAAACUUAAAGAAUUGUUUGUGAAGAAAGAUUUGUGCCCACAAGUGAUUUUGACAGAUAGAGAUCUUGCUUUGAUGAAAGCAAUUGAAAUUAUGUUUCCCAAGUCGAUUAAUUUGCUAUGUAGAUUUCACAUUAACGCUGGUGCCAAAUGCAAACAACAUGUGGUGAAUGACCUGCAAAAGACGAUAGACACAUUAUGGAUGGAAGUUGUUUGGGCUAGUGAUGAGGUUGAGUAUGGUCAACCGUUGCAUCAACUUGAGCAAGCAUGUGUUGAUUAUAGUGGAUUUAUUAAUUAUAUGAAAGACACAUGGUUGACUCCACAUAGACAUAGAUUUGUUGGAGCACGGAUUAAUCAAGUGCUACAUUUGGGUAACACAACGACUAAUCGGGUUGAAUCUGCUCAUUAGAAGUUAAAGCAGAUGUUAGGAAACAGUAUAGGUGACAUGGUCAAAUGUUGGGAAGCUAUGAAUAACAACUUGACGUUAUAAUUGGGAAACAUUAGAGCUUCUUUUCAAAAGAGUUUUUACGAAGUUGAGCACGCGCACAUAAGUCCCUUUUAUGGUUAUUUGCGUGGUUCCGUAUCUCGAGCUGCUUUGAGACAUAUUGCUGAAGAGUUAUUGAGAGUUGAUUAUGUUGGAACUAACAGGAAAAUAUGUGGUUGUACUCUUAGAACAUCUUACGGGUUAACUUGUGCUUGUGAGUUAGGAAGAUACGCACUAGGUGGUAUACCGAUACCCAUAGAUGUUGUUCAUGUUCAUUGGAGGAAAUUAACUAUGGAAGUUGAGUUAGAGGUAGGUGUAGAUGAUGGGUCAGAGGUGGAUAUGACUUAUGCAAUAGAUGAAUUGUGGAAACUAUUUAGAUCAUUAGAUGUUAUUGGGAAAAGGGCAUUAAAGAGUAGGAUAUGUGAACUAGCAUACCCAACAAUGACUCCAUUGUGUCCACCACCCGAGAAACUAAAAACCAAAGGAGGAGUGGAGAAGAAAGGGAAAAAACCAGCAUAAUAUGAUGUUUAUAGGGACCCUUCGUAUCAUGAGUAUGUUGAUAAGGCAUCUCAAUCUUCACAAACACCAAAUAUCUCUAUUUAUUGCAUUGGUUUUGUUAACCAAAAUCAUUGGGUUCAGGUUAACAUGAAAGAGGGGUUCCCGUUGCCACCGGUCACAUUAUAUUGGAAGAAGUUUCGUUCUCAUACAGCAACGUCUUGGAUGUCAGGAUUUGCAAGACGUCUACAACAUUGGCAAUUACUUACGCCUAUAUUAGCAUGAUUAUGUACUCAAAACAUGAAUAUGUAAUCAAAACAUGAAUUUUAUAUUAUGUCUAUUAUAUUCAGUUCUA